This is a messenger RNA of Thelazia callipaeda (thelaziosis nematode), 1125 nucleotides long. Lineage: Eukaryota; Metazoa; Nematoda; Chromadorea; Rhabditida; Thelaziidae. The record is from the annotation of a GenBank genome assembly.
AGAUUACGUCCGUCAUCGGCUCAAUUUCCUAUUGUUAUCAGUCAAGAUGGUAAUUAUCCAGGUGUUACAAAAGUUAUUUCAGCUUUUGUUAGUGAAGAAAAUAACAUUAAACAAAUCCAAAUUCCUGAUGACUUGGAUAUUGGAUCAAAAAACUAUUUUCGCAUUGCAUAUCAUUAUAAGUGGGCUAUCGAUAAAAUAUUUCUGGAUAUGAACUACGAUACGAUGAUUAUAACUGAAGAUGAUCUAGAUCUAGCUGAUGAUUUUUUUUCAUAUUUCAUGGCUUUAAAACCAAUUUUGCUUACCGAUAAAACACUUUGGUGCAUUAGUGCUUGGAAUGAUAAUGGAGGAACCAAUAUUACCGAUCGUAAACACGGAGAAAAACUUUACAGAACCGAUUUUUUCCCGGGAUUGGGUUGGAUGCUCACAGCAGAGCUGUGGAAAGAGUUGUCAUUAAACUGGCCGAAAAUGUAUUGGGAUGAUUGGAUGAGGCGGCAAGAUGUACGUAAAGAAAGAGCUUGCAUUCGACCAGAGGUUUCCAGAACUUCUCAUAACAAUAAUUUGGCCGGGAAAGGUUCAAGUGGUGGACUAUAUAAAAAGUAUUUGGCUUCUAUUCGUUUGCCUGAAAAAGCAGUUGAUUUUACGAAACUGGACUUACAUCAUUUAAUAAAGAGUAACUACGACAGGAUAUUGAAGGAGGAAUUGUCGCGUGCUUUUGCUUUACAAGUAAAUGAUUUUUUAAAUGGGCCUUUUAUUAUUACAUAUAAGACACCUAGGGAGUAUCGACGUCUUGGAAAAUCAAUCGGAUUGAUGUUAGAUAUCAGAUCUGGAAUGCCACGAACAGCAUAUUAUGGCAUUGUAACUUUUAUUAGUAAUUCACAUCGUUUCUAUGUUACACCAGAAAAGUUAAACUCUUCUGACUUUAACUUCAACCUGUUACCUUCAUCUGCUUACUACGAUGAAAAAUGGGACAAGAUGACUCGCUAUCUUGAGUUUCAAGAAACUUUCUGCAAGCCCACGAAGUAUGUAGGGAAGUGUGAUCCAAAAGAUCCAGAUCUUAUUGCUUGGUUCAAGAAAAAGAAUUUAUCAAAAAGGUUAAAGAACUGGGGAGAGAUGAUCGUAAACUAG